AUGAAUCGUCGCAAAAACGCAUUUACACUCAUCGAACUGCUCGUGGUCAUCGCGAUCAUUGCUCUGCUCAUCGGCAUCCUGCUCCCAGCGCUGGGACAAGCUCGCGCGAGCGCCCAAAACUUGGUGUGCAGUUCAACACUUCGUAGUUUGGCGCAGUUGAAUCUGAUCUAUGCGAAUGAAAAUCGCGAUUACUACGCAAGUCCGGUCAAUAUCGGCGGUCAGUACACGGGUAGAGUAAUCGAACCAGGAGUUGGCCAAAUUCUUGGUACUGAGGCGCUCGAAGGAAACACAGAAGCGAGCAGACCUACGACUGUCCAGGACUGGAUCUCCCCGAUUGCGGGUGAAACGCUCGGCUUCUCAACCAAUCGAGCUCAACGAACGCGUGAUAUCUUCAAUACACUCGGCUGUGCUCGUGCCAAUGUCUUCAAUGACUUUGUCUUCGAUAGUGGAAACACCGGUGACAUCGAUGAUUUCGAUGAAGUUGCGGAAGAAGGCAUCAAGCAGGUUAGUUAUCUCAUGCCAACCGGCUUUGCACAUGUCAGUCAAGAUGAUCGGUCUUACUUGGUAGGACUCGCUGCACGCGCAAUCAAUGUGGCGAAGUUUGAUGGUUCAGUAGAUUCCAUGACACAGAUCGAGUCCUACACCGAUCCGAAUCCUUGGUAUCCAACUGGUACACGCUGGGGUGGAAAUGACAACACGGAAGAAUCUGAAGCAUUUGUAGAAGAGCAGUCCAACGGGCGAGCUUAUUUCUCCCAGAUUUGCCUCCAUUUCAUCGAUGAUCUAUGGUAUGAUCAUGCGGAGAAUCUGACCGAAGCAUGGGUGUUUCGAGGUAUCGCCGCAGCAACCAACGCAAGCGUUACCAUCAACGAAGUGCUCGGCUCAACCGCAAGCACUGACUCCGAGUUCAUCGAGCUUUACAACACCACCGGCGCAGCAAUCGACCUGACAGGCUGGAGCAUCGAGCUCUGGGACUCCGAUGUCGACAGCACCGGCUUCAUGGGUUCAGACGGCGGUGCACCUUACGCACUCUCCGGCUCCAUCGCAGCAGGCGGCUACUUCACCCUCGCAAACGCACAAGCUCAAGCAGCAAGCUUCUUGAACUUCACUGCAGACAUCACCUUCGGUGCAAACUCGAUCGAGAACAGCUCAUACACCAUGAUCCUCCGUGACGACAUGGGUGCGAUCGUUGAAGCCGUCUUCAUGACCGACAGCGCUAUGGAUGUCGCAAAUGACGGCACAAUGGCAAUCACUCCUGACCUGACCGUUGGUCCAGAUGGCACCUUCGUGCCAGCUGGCUUCUACCGCGUUGGUGAUGGUUCAUCGACCACUGCAUUGCUCGAGUUUGACCAGGUUAUUGAUUGGCUCGAUCAGCACGAGGAACAAUCCAUCGAGCGCAUGAUCGAAUGGCUCCGGAUCCCAUCAGUCGGGACCGAUCCGAAGCAUGAUGCGGAUACCGCGAAAGCCGCACAGUGGGCCGCGGAUCAUCUCAAGGCGUCCGGAUUCAGCGUGGAACUCAUGGAGACUGGAGAUCCCGCUGGAUCAGGUCAACCCAUCGUGCUCGCGACGACCACUGGUGAUGAUGAUUAUUCAGGUCCUCAUGUGCUGUUCUACGGGCAUUACGAUGUACAGCCAGCGGAUCCGAUCGAGUUGUGGGAGUCCGCGCCUUUUGAGCCGAUCCGUAAAUCCGCUGAGGGGGAGAUUGGAGAACGCAUCGUCGCGCGUGGCGCGUGUGACGACAAAGGUCAGGUCAUGAUGUUCCUCGAAGCGAUGCGUGGUUGGUAUGAAACCACUGGUAAGCCGGGUGGUGGAGUCAAAUACACCGUGCUCCUCGAAGGCGAAGAAGAAUCUGGAUCGGUCAACCUCGAACGAUUCGUCGAUGAGCACAAGGACACGCUUAGCGCGACCGAUGUCUGUCUCAUUUCCGAUACCGGAAUGCUGGGACGCGGGAAGCCCGCGAUCACCUACGGCGUGCGUGGACUCACAUACCUCGAAGUCACACUCAUUGGUCCAGAUCAAGACCUUCACUCCGGACUCUGGGGAGGAAAGGUUCCCAACCCAAUCAACGAACUGACCAAAGUGCUCUCUCAGUUGUGGGACGACAAGCGGCGUGUCACUAUUCCGAACUUCUAUGACGGCGUGCGAGACCUCACUCAAGCUGAGCGUGAUGCGUGGAAGGAACUGGGAGCCGAUCCGGAAGCCGCACUGCGAGGCAUCGGGCUUCCACCUGAAGCAAGCAUCGGUGAGGAUGGGUUCUCCUUCAUCGAGCGUGAAUGGGCACGACCAACUUGCGAUAUCAACGGCAUCAUCGGCGGAUAUACAGGUCCCGGAGCGAAGACCGUCAUCCCGUCAAAGGCGAGCGCGAAACUCUCGUUCCGACUCGUCGAUGAUCAAGAUUCAGAAACCAUCGCUUCAUCGGUCAUCGAGUGGUUCAAACAGCGCACCCCUCCAGGAUGCAAGUGGGAGUUCCAGAAUCAUGGCGGAGGAGCUCCAGCAACCUGCGCGACCGAAUCCGAACCACUGCAAGCCGCGUUCCGUGCGAUCGAGCGUGGAUGUGGCGUAAAGCCUGCGAUGAUCAAAUCGGGCGGAUCAAUCCCAGUCGCGGGACUGCUCAAAACCACAGUUGGUCUUGAAACCAUCUUCAUGGGAUUCGGAUUGGAAGAUGAUCGCGUCCAUUCACCCAAUGAGAAGUUCGAACUCGAUUGCUUCCAGAUGGGUGCUCGCGCUCACGCAGCUUUGGUGGAAGAGCUGGCCGGAUCUGAUGCUUGA
Molecule: messenger RNA, 2766 nt
Organism: Symbiodinium sp. CCMP2592
Lineage: Eukaryota; Dinophyceae; Suessiales; Symbiodiniaceae
Source: the annotation of a GenBank genome assembly